AUGCGUGUAACACGAAGGAGUUUACUGUUAGGUGCGCUGCUCCCCGCGCUCGGCGCCGCCUUCGGUGGUACCCUGGAACCGAAUGGUGGGCUUUACCCUUUAGACGCUGGGAUGAAACAAUGGAAAGACGCAGUUGCCUGGUCCAAUGCCUCUGCAUCCUACACAAUAACGGGUCGCGAUGUCACGAAACCUUUUCCGAGCUCCGAGAUGGAUGGCUGGACCAUCAACAUCACAGCUGUUGAUUUGUCUCCAUUCGAGCUUGGCUGGGACCUGAAGAUCAUGGCGCCGCCUUCUCUGUACAGCAGGGUCGAUCCGAACAGCAUCGCCAACAAAACUGUCGCUUAG
Messenger RNA from Akanthomyces muscarius, 345 nucleotides. RefSeq lists its product as uncharacterized. The record is from RefSeq and is a predicted model, not a curated record. The coding region runs from base 1 to 345 and encodes 114 amino acids. The transcript has a single exon. NCBI's taxonomy places the organism in Eukaryota, Fungi, Ascomycota, Sordariomycetes, Hypocreales, Cordycipitaceae.